Messenger RNA from Capsicum annuum, 3369 nucleotides. Its product is annotated as dehydrogenase/reductase SDR family member 4. The transcript has 5 exons. NCBI's taxonomy places the organism in Eukaryota, Viridiplantae, Streptophyta, Magnoliopsida, Solanales, Solanaceae. The coding region runs from base 368 to 1165 and encodes 265 amino acids. The record is from RefSeq and is a predicted model, not a curated record.
AAAGACGUUUUGUCUUAUCUUCAACUACUAUUGCAUUUUAAUUUUUUGUUUUGUGUUUGUGGACUGUGGUUGUUCAAAGGCAAAAAAACAAAACAAAAAAAAGAUCCAAGGUCUAAUUUGGAAAAAUAUAAAAUCCAUAGUCUAAUUUGGUGAGCUAUAGUUGAUAUUAUUAAAGGGGCUCGCCUACCCACAAUCAUUAUUUUGCUCUACAUUUAUAUACUGUACUUUCUUGACUAACUUCCGAACUUGUACAAUUUUCAGUCUAUCACUAUAGAUCCGAGGAGCUGCUGGAAGCUCUGUUAGCUUGGAAAUCUUUUGCCUGAGCUACUAUUUUGGACUCAGGGUGCCUUCGUUAUUUGGCUUGAGAAUGGAAAAUCCUGGAAAGAAGGUGUUGCUUACUUCCAAUGGUGAUGACAUUUGCAAUAACAUUGCUUACCAUUUAGCUCAAAGGGGUUGCCAGUUGGUUCUGAUGGGGAAUGAGAGACAAUUGAAGAGCAUAGCGGAUAACAUAAAGCAAUCUCUACAGGGUAGCACUGCAGUAGAAGUUGUGGGAUUGGAUAUGACGGAGGAUAGAGAAACUGCUUUUGAUGAAGCUGUGGACAAGGCAUGGAAGAUAUUUGGGAAGUUGGAUGCUUUGGUACACUGUUAUUUCUAUGAAGGGAAAAUGCAAGAUCCACUGCAACUAAUUGAUGACGAGUUCAAAAAGAUUGUCAAAAUAAAUUUUAUGGCUGGCUGGUACCUGUUGAAAUGUAUUGGUAAAAGAAUGCGAGAUAGUUCCGGAGGAUCCAUUGUAUUUAUGACCUCUAUCAUUGGUGCUGAGAGAGGAAUAUAUCAAGGAGCUGCUGCUUACGGUUCAUGUGCGGCUGGAAUUCAGCAGUUGGUUAGGUUAUCUGCAAUUGAAUUGGGGAAGUUUCAAAUUAGGGUGAAUGGCAUAUCGCGUGGAUUGCACCUCGAGGAUGAGUAUCCUCUUUCAGUGGGAAAGGAGAGAGCAGAGAAGUUGACCAAGGAAGCCGCGCCUCUAAAUCGAUGGCUUGAUACCAAAAAGGACCUGACUUCCACUGUCAUCUAUUUAAUCAGUGAUGAUUCAAGAUAUAUGACGGGAACCUCCAUCUUUGUUGACGGUGCCCAGUCUCUAGUCAGGCCGCGAAUGCGUUCAUACAUGUGAAGUGUCUAAACAUGUAUGUAAUUAAAUUAUAUGCAUGAAUGGAGCCAGACACUGGAAUUAUAUUGUAGUGUUGUUUAAAGCACAAGCACUGGGGAAGGUACCAUUAGCUCUCUGGAUUUCCUGCUACUGUGUUUGAUUUGAGUUUCCAAUAAGGAUCACAUUUUCUUUUUUCUUUUCCGUCCCUGAUGUGAUUUAGCUCAAAUUUUAAUAUACUUCAAGUGAGGAUUUGUUGCAACAAGUGGGAAUUGCUCGAAUGGUGGACACUAGGAUUGGGCAUGGUAUGGUAUAGUAUGAUAUUUGAAAUUUCAGUACGGUAAUUUUGGUAUUUGAUUUUUAAAAUACUAUACCAUUACAAUACUAUAUUAAUUCAGUAUGGUUGGUAUUUUGCGGCAUGGUAUUAUCAGUAAUCAUAAUUUAACUCUGAUAAUAUAUACUCAUAUGAUAGAAUAUUAUAAUUUUAACUUUCAAAAAUAUGUCUCAAUGUUAUUGUACUAAUGCAUUGCACAUUUAAAAAGGCAUAUUAAAAGAAAGUACAAACAACUCUUUUGGUAAUUAAUUACAUACAAAAGACAUUUCAAUUGAGAUAGAGUAGUCAAAGUUAUAAUGUAUAAAUAUCUAAUUUUAUGCUAAUGCUAACUUGUAUAUUUUUUUGCAAAUUUAAUAAUAUAUGUAUAGGUAUUUAUACAACUAUAUACUUUUGUAUGGUGUAUCAAAAAUUUUGGUUUGAUAUGGUAAUUAGGUAUAUGCCAUACUAUGUCAACUUCUAAUAGGUACCCCACUUCCAAUCUUGUGGUUGUGAGUUUGGAGCUCUUAAGGAGGGGUAAAAGAAACAAUGAGAAUUUGUUGUGUAUUUCCUCGAUUAUCGCUUCUUAUUCCUCACUCUUUUGGUUUGUCGUCUCUCUUUAGGUGCUGCAUAUUUGUGUCUUACAGUUUUUGGGAACAUGCAUCGGACGUUUGUCCCUUUAUUACUCCCUACCUUAUGCACUGAGCCACAUUACAUUGAACAUAUUAGUUUACAUGGGUUAAACAAUUUUACUUGGAAGACUUCAGAUUCAAAAGAAAAGAUUGAACAUAUUAGGAAAAUUUACUUGCUAAUAUACAGACAGCACGAUACAUAAUAAUUAAUCUGGUUAAUAUGAGUUAAAACAAGACAGACACAACAAAAUUUCUUUUGUUGCCAAUUUGGAAUUUUCUGUACUAGCCUUGACACACUGCAGUUUUGUACCAGUUGGGAUGAGAAGAUGUAUGAAGCCAAAAAUAUAUUCAUUCACCACUAGACUCUUCUCAUGGAUAACAUAGUUGUGUUCAGAAAUUCCUCAACUUCUCCCUGCCUUUCGUUUCCUCUACAACUUAUCCUCCAGUUUCUCCUUAUCUCUUUUUACGUUGCUUUGUCUAUGCCUGCUUAAUCACUAUUGGUUCUCUAUAGAUGUUAAAUUGUGAGCUGUCUUUUAUCUUUCCCCCCUUUAAAUUAUACCACUCAUGAGCUGUACUUGGAUGAAAAACAGAGACCAUAAAAAUAAUCUUGAUAACGUUAUUUCAUAGUAAAUGGGUACUUUGUGGUGCUGUUCAACCAGCCAAAUUUUUCCCCGCCAAACAAACCAUUUGUCGUGAUCAUUCUCCACACACUAUUGUCUAUAUAAACUUUCGCCAAGUCUCAGUCUUCAUCCACCAAGCUCAAACCACUUGGAACUGUAUAAAUCAUCUGCUAUAACUAUGGCUCAUCACUCCCUUUACCUUCUCUUCCUCUUUGUCUUAUCAUCAAUCAGCAGCCAUGCAAUUCAAGCGGAGGCUCGCCGUCUUUUGGAAGUAAGUUUGCCAGAUGUGCCGAAGCCUGAUCUUCCCAUUGGCCUCCCAAAACCCGAGCUACCAACAUUGCCACAGCCUGGAUUGCCCACAUUACCUAUGCCCGAUCUUCCUAAACUGCCAGAACUUCCAAAAUCUCAGCUGCCAACUUUGCCCAUACCGGAGUUGCCAGUACCUUUGCCAGGACUUCCCAAACUACCACUACCAGAGCUGCCAGUACCGUUGCCACCUCUGCCAAGCCCUUAAGUACUAAAGUUCCCUCGAUGAAGGAAACUGUACGACAUGCUAUUCAAAAUGACUCGUUUGUAUGAUUGUUGUGUUUGUUAACCUCGUCAUUUUAUUGUUGUUAAGCUUUUGUUUGUAAAACUCUUGUUAUUAAGUUGAUUGUUUGUGGCAGUUAA